AUGUCGUCAACUACACCGCGCGCGGAAUUUCCUGCCGAAAUCUGGAUAAAAAUCUGCAGCUACCUAGACAGCUGCACCGUCGCCGCGCUCGCCCAAGUCAGCAUCAAGCUCAACGUGAAUCUUCAGGAAGAAGUAUACCUCGCAGCGAUACGCGACGGCAAUACCGACAUCAUCACCAGGUGCGCCGCGACAGGGAACCUGGCCACUCUCCAGCGCAUAGCGUCCCACGGCGCCGACAUGAAUAAAGCCUAUUCAUUCGAAGCUCCUCAGUGCCUCGAAGACUGGGUAAAACUAGAAUAUCGGAAGGAGUGGGAACGCCGAGAGGUUCUAAGCGAUGACGGUAUCAAGGUCGCGCUGUCGAAAGCAUGCUUCGCGACGCCCUUACACCUCGCCGCAAAGGGUGGGCACUACGAUACCGUCCGGUGGCUUCUGGAUCAACACUCUGUCGAUAUGGAAAUGCCGGCGAGGUUUCUGUGCCAGUGUAUUCCCCCCGGCACCUUUCGGAUUCCCGGUCGUGUGAUGGGGCAAGCCGUACCGGCCUGGACGCCCCUACACAUUGCUAUUUGCAACCAAAAAGUCUCCGUCGCCCGCCUACUGCUCUCCCGCGGCGCUUCGUCUCGAAUCGUAAGCGUGGGCCAUACUUCGCCAAAGUAUCCCCUCUUCAACCAGGUCUUCGCCAGUGCCUUUGAGGGGUUGGAUCCGACAAAGUCAUGGGUUCCAGCGGUGGUGGUUUCCGCACUUCAAUCCGCCGCCUUUUCCGGCAAUGGGCCCAUCAUCAAAGAGCUCGUGCAGUGCAUGGGCGUGGAUGUUGAUGAAGUCGUGGUGGAAAGUGGUGCGACGCCGUUGUAUUACGCAAUAACGGCACAUAACGAGCUCUCGGUGGCCCUCCUGCGACGUCUCGGGGCGAACCCGGAGCGGCCCUUCACGCUGGACAGGCUUGAUGUUCACUACGAUAACGCCUUCGAAUAUGCUCUGGCCAUGGAAAAGACCGAUCCGACACUGAGCGUUUUUGAAUUAUUCUCAUAUAAAGUGGCACCUGACAUCUUCACAUUCUCAUCAAACCUGGCAAAAUCAAACGCGGCACUUCAUCUCUUUUCAGAACCGGGAGGCGCCUGGUACUGUCCUUCAGAAACCAAAGGGAAGAUCGUCUCCAGGCUGAGACAAUCACUCUCAGCGGCGAGGCCCGAAUAUUGGGGCCAGGUGAAUGGCACCCCUCUGGCACAGGGCCUGAACAAGAUGAUGCCGGAUAUCUUGUGGCGCACCAUUGCGCAACACGAACCACACUUUGCGCCUCUUGAUCAAGAGAUCCUCGACUGUUUCUUGAUUGCAUGCCAAUGCAAUUUUCCAGCACUACAGCCCUCCACCCUUGAAGGGUUCUUACACGCGUCAAAAAUCCAUCUUCAAAAGGUUGUCGAUCUUCAUGCUGGAUCUAAAGUAAUAGAAUACGCCGCCGACGCUAACCUCCCCGACACUCGAUCCUCGGCUUUUUCAGACAUGGACGUAAAAGAUGAUCGUUCCGAGGCCACGACUUGCACUGUUGGAAUGCUUGCGCUGCAUGCGACGGUCGCCGCCUUCGAUCCUGGGGUCUUUCUAAAUGAAGACAGUAAUGAAGCCCUAGUUCGUAACGCCAAAUGGCUAAUCACAAAAGGAGCUUCUCCAACUAUAACACCUGGAGUAGAUCUGAAAUGGAGCCCGCUUCCUCACUUCUUCGACACUAUCACGCAGACUUGGGAUAGGUAUUGUGUGACCGAUGCUUUUCAGGGUGGAAGUUUGGCUGAGGUAUUAGCCAACAUGAUCAAAGUCCUUGGGGAGGGUGGUGGAUGGUUUCCCUUGGGGGAGGAUAAUGACGAGGCCAUGUUCAGCACUGUACGAGCCUGCCAUGCUGCCCUUGGCGCUGUGUUGCCAACGUCGUCAAGUGAACACAGGAGAGAAUUUAUUGCAGAGGCUCGCAAUAAGAUUGAGAGUUGUAUGCCGCCCAAAGUGUUCAAGGCUUGGAAGAGCUUGGAUCAAUGA
This is a messenger RNA of Colletotrichum lupini, 2013 nucleotides long. RefSeq lists its product as uncharacterized. Gene Ontology annotation, molecular function: protein binding. The transcript has a single exon. The coding region runs from base 1 to 2013 and encodes 670 amino acids. Lineage: Eukaryota; Fungi; Ascomycota; Sordariomycetes; Glomerellales; Glomerellaceae. The record is from RefSeq and is a predicted model, not a curated record.